CUGCGCCUUUGCUCCACAGAGCGCGGAGUUUCCAGAACCUGCAAUAGCAGGAUGCCAGAAUCCGACUUCAGUGGCUCAAGUGUUCAGAUCAGCGCAACACGGCCAGGCCCCACUGUAAGAAGCAGGGUGCUGAAAGGCCGGGCGGGAAAACCCUCCCUCUGCGGUAGAUCAGAGCUGUUUAUACGUGUAAAUGUUGGGGGCAGGGACCGGGGGGCGCGCGGGGGCGCAGCUUCGCGAAGAUUAAACCAAACGCCUGAGUGCAGUAGCCUGGGUGCCUGUGUGCGCGCGCACGCCGGGAGGGGUCCCGGCCAAUCGGGGCGGGGGCUCGUUCCUUCCCUGUUCGGAGAAGCGAACCCCCUCACUACGGACCGAGCCGCGAGCUCAGCUGACCGCCCCGGCGACUCCUGGACUCCCACAGGUGAGGGCAGGGUGGUGGAUCGGGCGCCGGGAGGGCGGGGCUCCCCAGUGCCCACAGACGCCCGGUCCCCACAGACUUUGUAGAUGUGUGAGUCCCAGAAGUCCUCCGGGAGGAAAUGGACAACGCCGCCCUUCGACCCCCGUUUCCCUAACCAGAAUCAGACCCGCAACUGCUACCAGAACUUUCUGGACUACUAUCGGUGCCUGAAGGCCAUGGAUCGGCGUGGCAAGAGCCCUGAGCCCUGCCUGUAUUACCAACAUGUGUUCCGCUCGUUGUGCCCCAAGAGCUGGGUGCAACGCUGGACCGAGCAGAUUCAGGACGGGACCUUCGCUGGCAAAAUCUGAGGCAGCACGCGUGGUCCUUUGAGGGUUCAGCCCGGAUGCCAUCUUUCACGCUGCCCGGAUACUUACCCUAGUCCUUAAGCUGCAAAUACAACUU
Molecule: messenger RNA, 856 nt
Organism: Sorex fumeus (smoky shrew)
Lineage: Eukaryota; Metazoa; Chordata; Mammalia; Eulipotyphla; Soricidae
Product: cytochrome c oxidase subunit 6B2
Exons: 5
Coding region: 502-762 (86 amino acids)
Cellular component (GO): mitochondrial crista; respiratory chain complex IV; mitochondrion
Source: RefSeq, a predicted model, not a curated record